CGGCGUUCAGACCGCUCCGCUCAGCCGCGCAGCCACACUGCUAGUCUCGCCCGAGCCGCACUCGCCGCUAUCUCUCUCUGAAUCACGCAGUGCGCUCACACGGGCUUGGCCCGCUAGUCCGCUCGCUCGGGUCGCAUCCGCACACGGCCCGCGGUGCCCACUGACAGGUUGUCGCCGUCGACGUCUCCUCGUCUCCUCAGUGUAGUGCCCUGCCUCGGUGCGGGGCUGCGUGAAACGGCCUUGUUCGCGGUGGCCUACAAGAGGUGGCCAUGCGUCGAGAUGGUGGCGGUGGUGGCGCUGUGGUCGGCGCUCGUCCUCACGGCGCUGCCCGCGUCCUCGACCCCGUCGGCCGAGGCCGCCGUUGACGGCCCCGGCGGCCAUGGCGGCCCGCACUGGCGCUGGACGGGGGCGGGGGCCUGCCCCUACUUCUGCACCUGCUUCAAGCACGGCCACCUCCGACGAGUCGAGUGUGCCCACAAGGGGCUGGGCGGCGUGGACGUGGGGCUGCCUAGGGACACGGAGGCCGCAGACCUGAGCCACAACCUCAUCUCGUCGCUGGAGGAUGGCUGCUUCCAGGAGCUGGGGCUCGUGCAGCUGCAGGAGCUGCAUCUGCAGCACAACGCCAUCCGCGCGGUGGGGUCGUGGGCGUUCACCGGGCUGCGGCGGCUGCGCGUGCUGGACCUGUCCUACAACCACCUGCAGACGCUGUACGCCAACACGUUCGCCUCCAACCGCGGCCUCAACACGCUCGUUCUGGCCGGCAACAACCUGGCGCGGCUGCCCGCGGACCAGCCGCUGCCCGCCGCGCCGCGGCUGCAGGUCCUGGACUUGAGCGGCUGCAGGCUGGCGCACGUCGGCGCCGUCGUCCUCUCCGACAUGCCCGCGCUCGCCAACCUCAACCUGUCCGACAACUUCCUCAUCCAGCUGCAGCCACAGGCGCUGGCCGCUCAGCGGCAACUGCAGGUUCUGGACCUGACGAGGAACCCGCUGGCCUGUGACGUCAACACGCGCCAGUUCGUGAAGCAGCUCGAGGCGCGCAACAUGACAGUGCGCCACUCCUGCCCCGCCAAGGCCGCCAAGGAAGACCAAAGCCAAAUCAUCUCCAAGUCCAUGGCCAGAAUCCUGGCAGACAUUGGUGGCGCCCGGCCCCAGGACGAGGUGCGGCCGAGCUCGGACCGCGAGGACGACGUCGAGGUUGUUGGCGCGCAACCUGCACGACCGCCCGGCCGCACGCACGAGGCCAUGCUGGACAUAGCCGACUUGCCCGUUUUGGUCCCAGACGGCUUCGUCGACGGCGACCUCGUUGACUUUGACCUCGACGAGGAAGACCAGGUGUCAUCGGCGACGACCGCGAGUCCCGGCGGGCACAAAGACUGCAGAACCCUGUUCCCCGAAAGGAUCCCGAUGAACCCCGACCUGGUGCGGCAGUGGUUCGAUCACAUUCCGUCGUUCUGGGCGAGCGUCGCGGGCUGCCAGGUCGGCCUGGUGCUGGGACUGUGCCUGUCGUCCUGCCUGUGUCGCCGGUCCUUCUGGCGGGCGCUGUGCGCGUGCCCGUCGACCGGCAGACGCCUCGACGAGCACGCCCGUCUCCGCGAGCAGGGCCGCCCCGCGGGCCGCCCGGACAUCUCGGAUUGGAACCGGGCCAUCGUCGCCCUGGGGCUGGGAGCCCCGAUCCCCACUCCCGACUCGAGGGGCUCGAACGUAUCCGACGAGUCGACGCCCUGCUUGUGGAGGGACUCGUUCACGUCGCUGGAGCGCUUGCAUUUGCAGCGGCCGGAGACACCACCGCCCGCCUAUGAGGACCUCGAGCGCGGCAGGCUGCGUCGCGCGUAGCAUGACAUUCACUUCUCCCAUCUUGGUCACUUAAUUUCAAUGUGUCCCCUUAUUUAUUGCGUUAUUUAAUAAAAUGGCCCACCUUGCCGGCGCGUCAGCGUUUAUAGGUGCAAAAGAGUUCCCGUCGUCUGUCAUAUAGGCAACGCCUACUUCUGAGCGAGUUGCUGGCUGUGUGGACUAAAGAGCCGAUUGCCACGGGGAAUUUUCGGGUUCGAGUCCCGGGAGCUCGAAUCUUUUCCUGAGUUUAGUUCCCAAAUCCUGUACAAUGGGAUAAAGAUUGGGUGGCUCCAAUAAGUAGAUGUGUCAUUAUAGCUCAGAUGGCAGAGCACCACCAGAGGCACAAAAAGGACCUGGGUUCAACGCCCAGGCAAGACGAAUCUGUCCCAGAACUUGACUGAUGACACAUGUGUGUAGCAUUCGAACCCAGAUCAUGCUCGUAGAGGGCAAUGCUCUUGACGUGUCGAAUGGAUGGCUUACCUUCGCGGCGCCAGGGUUCAGAAAUGAAUAAAGCCUGAGUCUUUAA
Molecule: messenger RNA, 2356 nt
Organism: Thrips palmi
Lineage: Eukaryota; Metazoa; Arthropoda; Insecta; Thysanoptera; Thripidae
Exons: 8
Coding region: 280-1833 (517 amino acids)
Cellular component (GO): extracellular matrix
Molecular function (GO): protein binding
Source: RefSeq, a predicted model, not a curated record